AUGGUGUCAUCUCAUCCUUUUGUAGCGGCUGGCCGCACAUUGGCUGGCGCAUCAAAGCGAUUGGCCCGAAAACCCACCCGCGCCGCAUUUUCUACAUCCCGUUCAGCAGCAGCAAAGAACCAGAUCUACUCCCCGAUCCGCAGCCCAAGUACGUUCCACACGCACCUCCUCCUGUCCUCGUCGGCCCGCAUGCCCCUCAUCACCCUAUGGACGACGUCGUGGUGCCCGAGCUGCAAGCACGUCGAGCCGCUGCUCAAGUCGGUCGUCGAGUCGGGCGUUGGUGAGGACCAAGGCGGCGUCGGCUUCGCCCUCGUCGAGCUUGACGCCCCAGACAUGCAGCCCUCCGACCUGGGUCUGACCUACAUGAUCAACAGCGUCCCGACCCUGCUCAGUUUCGACAGCGGCGAGGCCCAGAUGGCGACCAAGGUCGUCGAUGGGAGGAAGCUGGUGAACCGCCAGUUCCUCGAGGAGUGGGUGCGCAGUGAGGCCAGCAGGCAGGGUAGUGGCGGAGGCGGAGGUGGCGGCAUUGGGGGAUCGGGACUCUUCGGUGGGCUUUUCGGUUCCCAGAAGUGA
This is a messenger RNA of Pyricularia pennisetigena, 573 nucleotides long. RefSeq lists its product as uncharacterized. The transcript has 2 exons. The coding region runs from base 1 to 573 and encodes 190 amino acids. NCBI's taxonomy places the organism in Eukaryota, Fungi, Ascomycota, Sordariomycetes, Magnaporthales, Pyriculariaceae. The record is from RefSeq and is a predicted model, not a curated record.